Pristis pectinata (smalltooth sawfish) is the source of this 20121-nucleotide messenger RNA. Its product is annotated as regulating synaptic membrane exocytosis protein 4-like. NCBI's taxonomy places the organism in Eukaryota, Metazoa, Chordata, Chondrichthyes, Rhinopristiformes, Pristidae. The record is from RefSeq and is a predicted model, not a curated record. The transcript has 6 exons. The coding region runs from base 501 to 1244 and encodes 247 amino acids. Gene Ontology annotation, biological process: calcium ion-regulated exocytosis of neurotransmitter; regulation of membrane potential; regulation of synaptic plasticity. Gene Ontology annotation, cellular component: cytoskeleton of presynaptic active zone; presynaptic membrane. Gene Ontology annotation, molecular function: transmembrane transporter binding; small GTPase binding.
CGAAGAGGCGGGUCUCUCACUGAGUGACUCCCUCCCCUCCAGCCCGGCUGCCCCCGGCCAGCGAUUGGUGGCUCAGACGUCAGCUGCCGGCGGAAUCCCACCCCCGGCCGCCCCCUCCCUCCGUGCCAGCGUCUGCCCGCUCCCGUCAAUGCCACAGUGAGAGCGCAGGGAGGUGCGCGCCGAGUCGGGGGAUGUGACAGCGCGCCGGGACGGGACGGGACGGGACGGGACAGGUAGAGCCGGGAGAGGCAGCGACCCCCGCCCACUCCAGCCCAGCGCGGCCCCGGCCCCCGGCCGGCACAGGUUUCUCGGCGGCCCCCGACCCCCCAACAGCUGCCAAGACGCCGCGAGCGGUGCUGCGGGUGAAGAAUGCGCCCCCGAGAGUGGCGAAGGCGCCCGCCGCCCCCGACCUGGCGCCCGGAGACCUCAACAUCCAAAGGUCCCAGAGCCGUAUCAGCCUGUCCGCCUCGUUCGAGGCGCUCGCCAUCUACUUCCCCUGCAUGAACUCGUUCGACGAGGACGACGCCGAUGGAGAUGGUCGAAAGCUACGAGGCGCAAUUCAACGCAGCACAGAGACGGGGCUAGCUGUUGAGAUGCCGAGGAGAACCAUGCGUCAAGCCAGCCACGAGUCCAUCGAGGAAAGCAUGAACAGCUAUGGAUCGGAGGGAAACUUGAACUACAGUGGAGUCUGCCUGGCGUCUGAUGGACAGUUUCGAGACUUCCUGGAUGGAAUGGGUCCAGCCCAGUUUGUGGGACGUCAAACCCUGGCCACUCCAUCGAUGGGUGACGUUGAAAUAGGAAUUCUGGAACGGGAUGGGCAGCUUGAGGUGGAGGUGAUUCAAGCCCGUGGGCUCACCCCGAAACCAGGGACCAAGACUCUGCCAGCUGCUUAUAUUAAACUCUACCUUCUGGAGAAUGGGGUUUGCAUUGCAAAAAAGAAAACCAAGAGCGCACACAAGUCUCUGGACCCCCUGUACCAUCAGAUCCUGGUCUUCAACGAGAGCCCACAGGGCAAGAUCUUGCAGGUGAUUGUGUGGGGCAAUUAUGGCAGGAUGGACCGCAAGUGCUUCAUGGGGGUGGCCCAGGUCUUGCUGGAGGAGUUGGAUCUCUCGAGCUCGGCCAUCGGUUGGUACAAGCUCUUCCCGACCUGCUCCAUGGUGGAACCGCCCCUGGCUCCGCUGCUCCGCAACGCCUCUCAGCUCUCCCUGGAGAGCACUGUCGGACCUUGCUGUGACCGAUCCUAACCACGGCGGAAUCCUUCCCAGCCUUUUUUGCCGAGCAAGCGGGCAGUCAGGGCUCCUCCCAGGCAGAGGGCUUGUCCUGCCACGCGGUGCAUGCUUGACUUGGUCGACUUCCUCGGAGCCUCUUUUGGUCAAAGGAUGACCCAGCGCCAGCUGUUGGUGGCACGGAGGGGGAGGAGGUCAUUUACGCCUUCUGCGCCUGGCACCGUCCCCGUGAGGACCAGUCGUAGUUGCAUUCUUUCACUCAAAGUUCGCCUCCAGUCAUGGUCCGUUUCUCCACACUUCCAGUACAUCAUCAUCUGCUCGGAACGACAAGCGGACUUCAUCAUCCCUUCGUUUGCAAUACCUUCUGAUGACAUCUGUAAAGGGAGACCUAUCAUUCUACCAACCAGUGUAUUUUCAAUAACCCACUGUUACCUGAAGAGUCCACUACAUUUGAAUGCAAGUAAUUUGCUGUGAUCACCUGUGUCAGAGGCCAGGUGACUUCCAAAGUCUAGAAGUUAAAUGUGAGCUCUGUCCACCAGGACAUACUAGAAAUCUUGCUGUGUUGGUAUCUACUGGGGUAAACAAUAAUUAGCUUUUUAGCUCCUGGAAAACCAAUGACUCCUGAGAGCUGGAAAAAAAAUGUGUCUAUUGGUAUCUUAUCGUCAUCAUUCCAUUGGUUUGAUGCUGGAUUUCAGUUAUCUCAGCAGCUAAUUCCACCAUGAACACUUGACACUUUGCUAUCAUUGGAGUUUACAUAAAUAAGUGAAUAAAAUGUAGUUUUCAGUAUUAGUUUAACCUAUUUCACAACUUAAUGCACUGGUUAAAAAACAGAAUGGCAAAGCAUUUUUUUGGCAAUAAUUGUCUUGAGAAAUGGGACGUGGUGUGUCCACCCUGCACAUUAGCAGAAGGUGGUCUCAGGGAUGGCGAUUGGUUUAAGGAUUAAGUACAGGAGUUUAUUGAAGGCAGAGAGUAGAAGGAGAAAAGUUGAGAGAGUUUGUACAAUACUGAAGUAGCACAAAGAUGUGUACUGAAUAUUUAAAAAAAGAGAUUGAAUUUCUCCAUAAUUAAAGCAAUUUGAAACUUUAAGGCAUUCUCUGUGUAUUAAGAGAGGAUGCAGUAGUUUAUAGAUUGUAGCAUGCAAGGGUAGUACAUUAGAUUAAGGCUAUUGGGUAGAGCAUAGACUAAGUGUGUUCAGAACUGUGCCAGUCUCGUCCUUGUGUGCAAAGAAUGCAAAUAAGGAACAACAUUGGCAGUUCAGGAAGGGAGGAAAGACUUGAAUCUAAUUGGUGAGGAAGUCUCAUUAAAAUCUCAAUUUGUGUUCCAAAUUAAAUCUUGCUUUGAAUUCUUCAGACUUUGAACAAAGGCCAUUUCCAAUCUCAAUCUUCAAAGUUUAUGUUUAAAUUAGAAUAUUCUUAAGAUUUUGCAUUGCAUUUAUUUGCUGUAAAUCUGGCUAUAAAAUUUAUCAAAUAAAUACUUGCUUUGGAUCAAUUUCUAAAUAUCCUGGCUUGAAAUGAGCCUUCAGAUGAAAUAAUUAUCCACAGUACAAUAAAAAAAUCCAAAUUAGUUUUGAAUAAUUAUGGCAUAGAUGAAUUUGACAAUGUCAGAAUUAACUAAAUCCUUCAAAGGGCAAAUAUUAUCAUAGGUUAUUCCUUCCAAGCCAAUCUUUCUAUUUAAGGAACAGUUCUGUUUCACAGGAGCCUACUUUAAGUAGUUAUAAUGCCUGUUAUUAAUUAAGAUUACCAUAUUGUUCUUAAAGAAUCCUCAGAUUAUUCUAGUUAACAAGUAUUCUUGCUCAGAAUUAUUUCGCAGCAACCCAGGGAAGGAAGUGGAUGGAUGUUACUGUUCGGAGAAGUGCUGGAAGGUAAGGCUGAGAGUUGACCCGCGUUUAGGGAUCAGAUCAUUAAAGCAGAGCAAGUUUUUGUACGUUGCUGUCACAAUAGAUAUAAAUAAUAAGUUAGAUUAACUUGGCGAAGAGUUAGCUGUCUGCAUGUUUGGGUGCGUGUUAGCCUUGUAGUGACUUUAAACAAAGCACAUUUCUUAAAGUUCUGACAUUUGUAGGUGUUUCAACGGCAUACCGGUUGGUAGAUACCAAAUAUGCCUCGUGUAGCAGGUUAGGAGAAGGUUGUAUUCAGUCCAGUAGGAAUUUUAUUCUCAGUAAAUGUUGAAAAUGUGAGAAAUGUUAUUUAUAAAGUAGGCAUAAUGUUGAGUUAAUAAGAACAGGAUUCAAAACUACCACACAACCACAGGCAGUUCUGUUUAUUAUAACUGAAACAAGGUUAAAUUGUAAAAUCUGAGAUUUUUCUUAGUUUUGUUCCUGAUUAAUAAAGCCUGCUAGUGGUUUAAUAUUAAAAAUCUAAGAAUAAUUUUGAACCUUCAAUUUUUAAUUUUAAAUGUUUGAAACUAUUGGAGUAGUGCAGUGUGAGGAGGUUCCCAGAAUGAGCCAGUGUUAUGCUGGAAUUCCAGUUGUUUUACUGGGAGCAGUACUGAACUAUAUGGUAAAUUUUCAUCACUACGUCUACCCUUCCAACCAUUUCCACCACGACAGGCACUAAACUGACUAAUUCAGCUUUACUUUCAAAGACGUUGCAUUCAACCUGGUCAGUGCCUGGCUAGGUUGUGUGACGGCAUUCUUCCAUUGUGGACUCAGUCUUCCAUUAGACAAUAGACAAUAGGAGCAGAAGUAGACCAUUCGGCCCUUCGAGUCUGCACCGCCAUUUUGAGAUCAUGGCUGAUCCUCAACAAUCGAUAUCCUGUUCCUGCCUUGUCCCCAUAUCCCUUGAUUCCCCUAUCUAUAAGAAACCUAUCUAGCUCCUUCUUGAAAGUGCCCAGAGAAUUGGCCUCCGCUGCCCUCUGAGGCAGUGCAUUCCACAAAUUCACAACCCUCUGGGAGAAGAAGUUUUUCCUCCCCUCUGUCCUAAAUGGCCUAGCCCUUAUUCUUAAAUCAUGCCCCCUGGUCCUGGACUUCCCCAACAUCUGGAACAUAUUUCCUGUCUCUAUCUUGUCCAAUCCCUUAAUAAUCCUGUAUGUUUCAAUCAGAUCCCCUCUCAAUCUUCUCAAUUCCAGCGUGUACAAUCCCAGUCUCUCCCACCUCUCAGCAUAAGACAGUGCCGACAUCCCCAGAAUUAACUUUGUAAACCUACGCUGCACGCCCUCUAUAGCCAGGAUAUCCUUCCUUAACCCUGGAGACCAAAACUGUACACAAUACUCCAGGAGUGGUCUCACCAGGGCCCUGUACAAAUGCAAAAGAAUCUCUUUGCUUUUGUACUCAAUUCCCCUUGUAAUACAGGCCAACAUUCCAUUAGCCUUCAUCACUGCCUGCUGCACUUGCUCAUUCACUUUCAGUGACUGAUGAACAAGGACUCCUAGAUCCCUUUGUAUUUCCCCCUUACCUAACUCCACACCAUUCAGAUAAUAAUCCGCCUUCCUGUUCCUGCUCCCAAAGUGGAGAACCUCACACUUAUCCACAUUAAACUUCAUCUGCCAACUAUCUGCCCACUUACCCAACCUAUCCAAAUCACUUUGAACUCUCCUAACUUCCUCUUCACAUGUCGCACUGCCACCCAACUUUGUAUCAUUAGCAAACUUGCUAAUGUUAUUCACAAUGCCUUCAUCUAAAUCAUCAACAUAGAUCGUAAACAGCUGUGGUCCCAACACUGAGCCCUGUGGCACCCCACUAGUCACGGCCUGCCAUUCUGAGAAACAUCCAUUCACCCCUACCCUUUGUUUCCUAUCCGCCAACCAGUUUUCUAUCCAUGUUAAUACCCGCCCCCAAUUCCAUGAGCCCUAAUUUUACCCACCAAUCUCCUGUGUGGCACUUUAUCAAAUGCCUUCUGAAAGUCAAGGUAUACAACAUCCACUGAAUCUCCCUCGUCUAUUUUCCUGGUUACACCCUCAAAGAACUCCAGUAGAUUAGUCAAGCAUGAUUUGCCCUUAGUAAAUCCAUGUUGACUCGACCCAAUCCUAUCAUUGCUAUCCAAAUAUGCCGUUAUUUCAUCCUUAAUAAUGGACUCUAGCAUCUUCCCCACCACAGAUGUUAGGCUAACUGGACGAUAGUUCCCCGUUUUCUCCCUCCCUCCUUUCUUAAAAAGUGGGAUAACAUUAGCCAUCCUCCAAUCCUCAGGAACUGACCCCGAAUCUAAGGAACAUCAGAAAAUGAUCACCAAUGCAUCCACAAUUUCUAGAGCCACCUCCUUUAGUACCCUGGGAUGCAGACCAUCUGGACCUGGGGAUUUGUCAGUCUUCAGCCCCAUUAGUCUACCCAUCACCCUUUCUUUCCUAAUGUCAAUCCACUUCAGUUCCUCUGUCACCCUCUGCCUUUUGUCCAUCCUUACCUCUGGGAGAUUUCUUACGUCUUCCCCCGUGAAGACAGAUCCAAAGUACUUAUUAAAUUCGACUGCCAUCUCCCUGUUUCCCGCAAUAAUUUCACCCGAUUCGGUCUUCAAGGGCCCAACAUUGUUCCUAACUAACUCCUUUCGCUUCACAUACCUAAAAAAGCUUUUGCUAUCCUCCUUAAUAGUCCUGGCUAGCUUGCCUUCGUACCUCAUUUUUUCUUCCCGAAUUACCUUUUUAGUUAAAUUCUGCUGCACCUUAAAGAUUUCCCAAUCUUCUAUCUUCCCACUCAGCUUGGCUCUGCCAUACUUCUUCCUUUUUAACACAAUGCUAUCUCUGACUUCCUUUGUCAGCCACGGUGGCCCCUUUCCCCUCUUUGAGUCUUUCCUUCUCUGGGGAAUAAACUGAUCCUGCACCUUGUGCAUUAUUCCCAAGAAUACCUGAGGUAUUCUCUGAGGUCAGUGGGCAGACUGAAAGCAGCAAGCGUUUAGCACCACUGAGUGUGAAGCAUCACCUGGUUGCAGUGCCAGAGAGGAAAAUCAAGCAGGGUAUGGUAUAACACACUGCUUGAUUCCCUCACACCUUGUGUUCUCUAAUUUACAUUCCACUCCAUUAACGUUUCGAACUCAAAGGUCCCUGUGGAGGUGAAUUCUCUGCUACCCCAUUCCAGACUUCUCCAUCUUUCUCCUUUCUCAUAUCAGCUCUGUUUCCCUGUUCCAGAGAGCACGAGUUCCUUUGGGUUUUUUUCCUCCUGUAAACACACGUUCUGCACUGGUGUAAUGUGUGGUCGCAGUGUUGUAGUGCAGUGCUUGACCUGCUGAGAGUUAACCUCUGGGUCGCAAGUCCUCCCAGACUACUGAAAACAAUACUUGAAGCAGCUGCUCCCUCCUCGUCGGUGCUUUCUUUCUCUGAGCCUCGUCCAGGACACCCUCACCCUACACUUAUAGUCACCCAAUCACAGACAGGUUACAGGAUGAACAAAGCCAUUUGACCAUUGAGCCCAUUCUAGCUCUGCGUAAGAGCAAUAUUGCCUGUUCCAUUUCCCAUAGCCUUGUAAAUAUUUCCCCUUUAUAAGAAACAGCGGGAAGCUGAUUGGUCCCUCAACCUUGCUCUACCAUUCAACAAGAUCCAAUCUUGGCCUCAGCUCCGUUCUCUCUCUCCCUCCUCUCUCCCCACAUCCCUUCUCUCCCUUAUACGUCCAUCAAUUUCCACCUUGAAUAUGUUCAAUAUCUCCACCUCCACAGCUCUUUGGGGAGAGAACUGACAAUUCACAUCCUUCUGAGAGAAGAUAUGCUCCCCACCUCUGCCUGAAAUGAACUGCUCCUUACUGAAUCUCUUCCCCCAUUGUGGGCGUGAGCUUUCAGCUCCCACCUUGUCAAUCCCCUCAGGACUUAGUAUUUCAAUAAGGUCCCCUCUCAUUCUUCUUCUAAACUCCAAUGUGUACAUCAGUCCCUUCAUCCCAGGAAUCAACCUGCUGAACCUUCUCUGCAGUGUCUCCAGUGUAAGCAUGUACUUCCUUAAAUAUGGAGAACAAGCCAUACACAGUAUUCCAGGAGUGAUCCCACCAACACCCUGUAAAGUUGCACCAAAACCUCCCUACAUUUAUACACCCUUUACAAUGCAAGCCUAUGUUCCAUUAUCGUUCCGAGUGACUUGUUGUACCUGCAAGCCAACCCUUGUGUUUCACACUGAUCCUCAGAUCCCUUUGCACUGCAACACUUGGUGCCUCACUCCAUUGAGAUUAUGCUUUGCUUUUUCAUUCUUUCUUCUGGAGUUGAUAACCUCACAUUUUCCCGCAUUCUCCUCUAUCCGACAACUCACUGAAUCUAUCGUCACAGGCUUUUCACAUCCUCCACUUGCUGACCCAUCUGUUUUUGGACCAUCAGCAAAUUUGGUUCCAGUACACCCAAUCCCUUCUUCCAAGUCAUUGAUAGAGACUGUAAAUAGUUGAGGCACUAAUCCCUGUGACAGCUCACUAGUUAUUUAUCACCUGUUCGAAAAUGAUCCAUUUCUAUUUUCUGUCAUUUAGCCACUCCCCAUCCAUGCUUGAUAUAUAACCCCAACCCCGUGCAUCAUUAUCAUCUCAGUCACCUUUUAACCUGUACUUUAUCAAAUGUUUUUUUGGAAAUCCGAGUAUACCACAUCUACUGGCUCCCCUUUAUCCACCCUGUUUGUUACAUCCUCAAAGAACUCCAGCAAGUUUAUCAACACCACUUCACCUUCAUAAAACCAUGUUGACUGGUUGAUUGUCUUGUGAUUUUCUAAGUAUUAACUCCUUAAUAAUGGAUUCCAGCACUUUCCCGGUGAUAGAUGUUAGGCCAUCUACCCUUGGUUUCCUGCAUUUUGUCUCCCUCCUCUCUUGAAUGGUGGUGUUGCAUUUGCAGUUUUCCAAUCCUCUGGGACAUCUCCAGAAUCCAGGGAUUGCACCAAUACAUCCUUUAUUUCUGCAGCCACUUCCUGUAAGACCCCAGGACGCAGGCCGUUGGCUCCAGGGGACAGGCCAGACUUUAGCCUCAUUACCUUGCCCAGUAUGUUUUCCCCAGUGGUCAUUGGAAGUUCCUCCUUCCCGGAGCCCUUUGAUUAUCUGUUAUUAUUGGGGCGUUCUACUGUUAAGACCAAUUCAAAAUAAUCCCUGCCAUUUCCCUGUUUCCCAUUCUGAAUUCCACAGUCUCAUCCUCGAAGGGACUAACAUUUACUUUAACUAGUUUCCUUUCUAUAUCCCUGUAGAAGCUCUCACUGUCUAUUUAUUCAUUUGCUACCUUACCCUUACACUCUUCCUUCUCCCUCAUUAUAUUUUUUCCCUUAUCCUUUGCUGGUUUCUAAACAUUUCCCAAUGCUCUGCUUGGUGCUAAUCUUCACAACACUAGGCAUCUUUUCUUUCUAUUUGAUACCAUCCUGAGUCAACCAUGCUUGGUACAUCCUUAGCAUUGUAGAGCUAUAGAGUCACAGAGCAGGGAAACAGGCCAUUCGGCCCAUCCGUGUCCACACUGGUCAGUGGGCACCCAACAUACUAAUCCCAUCUUCAAGCACUUGUCCCGUAGCCUUCUGUACCUGGGUGAUUUAAGUGCUCUGGACACUUAACUGCAGUCAGUGACUCUGCUUCCACCACUCUCUCCAGCAGUGUGUUCCAGGCACUCAUCGGUCUCUGGGUGAGAAAGAUCCCCCUCACAUCCCCUCUAACUCUCUUACCCCUUACCCUAAAUCUGUGUCCUCCAGUUUUAUACCUCUGGUAAGGGGGAAAGUUUUCUGCGUUCUACCCUAUCUCUACCUCAAUCAUGUCCCCUCUUAACUUCCUCCUCUCCAGGGAGAACAGACCCAGCCUCUCCAGUCUCACCUCAUAACUGAACUUCUCCAUCCCAGACACCAUCCUGGUGAAUUCUCUCUGCACCCUCUCCAGUGCAGUCACAUCCUUCCUGUAGUGUUGUGACCAGAACUGUACGCAGUGCUCCAGCUGAGGUCUGACCAAGUUUUUAUAAAGUUCCCCGGUUACUUCCCUGUUAGGAGAUCUGUAAUACACCCCCAGCAAAGUGACGACACCCUUUUUGUUCCUAAUCUCUACCCAUAUGGAACUUCUAGGAUAUCCUCCCUCAGUACUGAAGUAAUGCAGUCAUUGAUUCACAGUGCAAUGGCACCUCCUCUUUACAUCCCCUUCCCUUUCAACUGAUAAUUCUAUACCCUGGGGUGCUCAGUUACCAGUCCUGGGUACAUGGGGGGGUACUUUCCCCUUGUUCAUUUACCCGCCUUCUUUGCCUACAAGACUUACUAUCUUUCUCUCCUCCAGGUGACUGUACGUCCCCAUCUGAUCAUCUACUCUGAGCCCCAUUGCCCUGCCAACUCAGUCUAAACCUUCCCCAGCACUGCUAGCAAGUCCUGUUCUGGUUUAGAUGCAACCCGUCCCACUUAUACAGGUUCCACCUUCCCCAGAAAUGGUUCCAAUGAUCCAGGAACCUAAAGCCCAUCCCCCUGCACCCUCGCUUCAGCCACACAUCCAUCUGACCUCUCCUGUUCCUGUACUCACUGGUUUGUGGCACCAGCAGCAAUCCAGAGAUUCCAACCUUUUGAGGUCCUGCUCUUUAAAUGGCCACCUAGCUCCCUAAACUCAUGUUUCAGGACCUCAUUGGUACCAACAUGUAGCACAACCAGCGGCUGUUCACCCUUCGCCUUCAGAAUGUCCUGCACCCGCUCCAAGACACCCUUGACAUUAGCACCAGGGAGGCAACAAACCACCCUGGAGUCUCAUUUGCAGCAGCUGAGAAACUGUCUUCCUCCCUUACGAAAGAAUCCCCUAACUAUUGCUCUCCCAGUUUUAUUCCUCCCCCUGUACAGCAAAGCCCUCCAAGAUGCCAUGACCUGGGCAGUUGCUGCUGGUUUCCCCUGGGAGACCAUCCCCCCAACACAGUAUACCUUUUGGAGAGGGGACCGACCACAGGGGACUCUUGCAUGACCUGACUGCCCUGCCUGGUGGUCACCCAUCUGCUCCCUUUCUGUACCCGAGGUGUGACCAACUCGCUGAACGUGCCAUCUGCCACGUUUCCCACAUCCCGGAUAUUCCACGGUGAGUCUGACCACAGUUCCGGCUGUUCCGUGUGGUCAUACCGGAGCUGCAGUUGGACACACUCCCCACAGGUAGAGCCCUUCUCACCUGAGUUGUGAAAUCUUCGACUGCUGACCUACAAUCUUACAUUUUAAUUGAUUUCUCCAGUUCACUUUAGCCAAGUAUUUAUCAAUUCCCUUCUAAACACCACAACUGUUUCUCCACUCCAGCAGUGCAUUCCAGGUCCUGACCUCUUGUAUAUAGAAAAAAAACCUAAAGGCACUUUUGGUUCAUUUGCUGUUCUCUAUCAGUCCAUUGGUAUUGGUUUAUUAUUGUCACGCACUGAGAUACAGUGAAAAUCUUGCUUCCUCUGCCCUGGGAUCAGUUUCUCUCCACUACCUUGUCUAUACCCUUCAUGAUUUAAAUGCCUUUAUCGCAUCCCUUCACAACCUCACAUCAGUUCCAAGGAGAACAACCCCAGCUUCUCAUAACUAAAGUCAUAUGGUCACAGAUAUUGAGUCAUAUAACAGGGGAACAGGCCCUUCAGCACACCAAGUUUCUGCUAACCACCUAGCACCCAUUUACACUAAUCCUACACUGAUUCCAUUUUAUUCUCCCCACAUUCCCUUCAACUGCCCCCAGAUCCCAGCUUUGCAUUAGUGCGUGAUUAACCUACCAUCCUAGUCUUUGGAAUGUGGGAAGAAACCGGAGCACCUGGAAGAAACCCACCUAGUCACAAGAAGAAGUGUGCACGCCAAGUUCCUGGAAUUGUUCUAGAAAAUCUCUUUGGCACCCUGUCAAUAAAGCCUUCACAAUACUCUAGUGUUGCAGAAAAGUUUUAGAUUUGUAGAAACUCGAAGAGUUGUACAGCACGGAAACAGGCCCUUUGGCACAAGUUGUCCACACUGACCAAGAUGCCUACCUAAGCUACUCUCAUUUGCCUGCAUUUGGCCCCUAUCCCUCUAAACUCUUCCUAUCCACAUACCUGGCCAAGCAUCUUUUAAGUGUUGCCUCUAUCACUUCCUCUGGCAGCUCAUUCCAUGUACCCACCACUCUCUGUGUGAAAGUUCAUUGUGAUUUCUUUGCUCUUGUACACGCUGCCCCUCUCUACAAAGCCUGGGUUCUUAGCUUUUUACCUUUUUCAACAAUUUUUACUUUUAACCCCACAUCCUUCUAUUCCUGAACCCCAUUUAGAAUCGUCUCCUCUGGUUUAUAUCGGCACUUCUCUGUCCUCCUCGUGCAAUAUAACACUGGAUUCUUCUGUGUAAAAUUUCACACUCCACCUAACGCUACAUUUCCCCUGGUGUGUCUGUUUUUCCCUGAAGUUUAUCACCAUUCACCUCAGUACACUGCACCUCCAAGUUUUCUGUCAUCUGCAGGUUUGGGAACUAUGUCUUGUACCCUAACUCCAAGUCAUUACUAUUUAUUCAACAACUAUUAAAUGUUUAAGAGGCAUUUCGAUGGACACAUGAACAGGCAGGGAAUGGAAGGAUAUAGACUAAGUGAAAGUAGAUGUGCAAUUUAAAUUGGUAUCAUGGUCAGCACAGACAUGGUGGGCCGAAGGGCCUGUUCCUGUGGUGUACUGUUCCAUGUUCUAAAAUGCAGUGAUCCCAACACUGACCCGUGGAAACACAAGAUUCUGCAGAUGCUGGAAAUCUGGAGCAACGCACCAAAUGCUGGAGGAACUCAGCAGGUCAGGCAGCAUCUAUGGAGGGAAAUGGACAGUGGAAAACCUCUGUAGCCCUUCCUGUGGUGUGGAAAACAGCCCUUCAUGUUGUUUCAUGCUUUGUAUCCAUGCCUCUACAGGCUCUCUCAUUUCAGGACCUUCAGUCUUGAUGACAAGCCUACUGUACAGCACUUUAUCAUAAUCCAUUCAAAGGUCAGGUACACCACAUCAACCCCACUGGCCCUCACUGUUACCAAAUCAUAAAAGAUAUUGUUGAUACAAUUGGUUAAGCACAACCUCUCUAAACAAAUCCAUGCCGGCUUUCCCCUAUAACUCCACACUUGUCCAAAUGACUGCUAAUUCCAACCCUCAUUAUAAUUUCUGGAAGUUAUCCCACCAUUGAAAUCACACUGACCGGCAUGACGUUACUAGAUUUAACCUUGCACCAUACUUUGAACAAGGGAGUAACAUUUGCAGUUCUCCAUUUAUGGGACACCGCCUCCUUUGUCACCUUUGGAAGAUUGUAGCCAACAUUCCCAUCAGUACUUCCUUCAACAACCUCCGAUCCAUCCCAUCUGGACCAGUUGCUUGAUGCUAGUCUUUCUAGGACUUCCUCUUUAUCAAUAUCUCGUCCAUCUAGUACAGAAGGGAGUCCCAUUCCUCAACUGCCUUCAGCCUUCCUGCAUCAGGCAAUUUUACCUCAGUACAUCUCAUUGCUUUGAAAAUCCUCCAAAGGAUCUUUCAGCUUCAGUGAAGCAGUCUAACAGCUGCCCUCUGCUGAAGGUGAGAAAUAUCACUCACAAUUAUUGUGGUUUGCAGAGGUAUCUGAGUUUGGCAUCUCGAAUUUCCUCCAAGAAGUUAAGAUCAAAAGCCCAGGAACAGAGUGGGGGCAUAUCUGGCUGGAUACCCUCCCACCAUCUUCUCUGUGCCUUAAGAGGAGUAGAAACUGGCAUGUGUUGUGCCAGCUUUACGAGAGGCAAUGUAGAACUUGGGGUCAGAUGGGAUUGCAGGGGGAGAAUGGAGAGGGAGAGUGAGGGUGGUGGACUUGGAGGGCAGAGAGAGAUGGGGUGAGCAAAAACCAAACUUCUGGAGGAACUCAGCGGGUCAGGCAGCAUCUGUGGAGGGAGAUGGACAGUCAAUGUUUUGAGUCGAGACCCUUCAUCAGGAGAUGGGGUGAAUUGGAUUGAAUGAAAGAGGGGAAAUGGGGGUUGGGUAAAAACAAGAUGGGGAUGUUGCAAGUAUUCACCCUCAACAACAAACAAUCAUUGAUUAGGCACAGAGAGAAUCUGUAUUAGCUGACAAACACCUUUAUUGGUUCCAUUAACAACAAACAUAUAAGUCAUACAAAACUAAAUAUCUGUGCGCACACACACUAGGGUUCUCUGACCCUCCCUCAACAGUCAAAGAAUAGAAAAGGAAACACCCGGGAAUAGGAGUUCACGCUAGCUUGGAGUUCCUCUUGAUUCCGACGUAAUCUCCACGUUUCCGAUGUGGGGUCAUCCACUUCUGCGAUGGUUGGUCUCCAGAGUUUUCGCUGCUCCUACACCCAAAACCCUCCAUUCUUAUUCUCUUUCUUAUCAGAUCGAACUGUGGUGUUUUGAAUUUGUUGCCUCAGGCUCAUCUGACCAGCCUGUGUCAGCUCCUCAUUGGGUCUGGCCCAAGGCUACAAGCAGGAUUACUUUAUUGCUCUUUCACCAGACUUGUGUCUCAUGUCACUUCCUUUGAUCUCCCUGAGACAGACCAGUUCAAACCACUUUAGCCAGGUCAGCCAAACACUGGGCUCAGGCUACUUCAGAACACAGGCUAUUCUUUCUACAAACUGGCCAUUUCCACCUAACCAAAAUAAACAGCUCGUUAUUUGGAAAUGAUGUCAAGUUUAGCAGGGACCUCAUUGUGUCCAUUUUCAAUUGCUCUGAUCAAGCCAUCCCUGAGCAAGUGCCAGUUCACAAAGCAGUUCACAAAAUGGUGGCCGCAAGAACAGUCUCACAAAAUGGCAGCCUCCAUUCCUUUGACCACAUGGCGAGAAUGAAGGCAUUUAGUUUGUCUGCUUUCACUGUCUUUGGCUCAUUUCACUUAGCUGAUUUGGAGAUUUUAAAUCCUCUGGCCAACAGGGAGGACACAGGGAGGGGUAGAAGGACAGGAAGAAGGUUUUUGCCUUGUUGUCCUCCAUCCAAGGCUAAUUUCACCUUCAAGAACCUCUGAGGAUGUCACUAAAUGGGUAAGACAGAAAUGCUUGACUAAGGUAUCUGGCACUUAAUGUAAAAAACUAUAAUUAUUUAGGGGAUUAGAUAUGGUUUGAUCCCAUUGUAUCUUUGUAGCACCCUUGGCAUAGGUACCACUGACACUUACUCCAAGUGGUUAUUGUAAGGUAUCACCAACACUUGCUUCAGUAGGUCACCCGGGGUGACACACGUCUCCUGUCAACCUCAGGCAGUUUGGAGGCUCUUCGCAGUCCAUUCUUGCUCACGGUUUGUUAAUUGGACUGGGAUAGUUUAAAGUGUCUUUGUUUAUUUUAGUUUCAGUGGGGCAGGGAGUGCACGGUGACUUUGGGCAAGUGCCUCUGGUUGCCAGUGGUGGACACAGGCCAAUUGAAAACAGAGAAUGUUGGAAUACUCAGCUGGUCAGGCAGCAUCUGUGGAGAGAGGAGCAGAGGUAACGGUUCAGGUAUUUGCAGCACUUUGUUUAUAUCUCUGAUUUCCACUACCUGCAGUUUUAUGAUUUUCCCCUGCCAGAGUUAUUCACCACACUUAAUGAGACCUAAUGUUGAUCGGCAGGCAGUCAUUUGCACCUUAUACCCCAUUCACCAAACACCAGGGUAAACACGUUGAACACUAUUGUUACUUUGAGCAUUACAAAAGUUGAAAGCAGUGAGUAUUGGAUAGGACUUACAGCACAAUGCAAGCCAUUCAACCCCUUUCUCUGCUCAGUGCUGGUGUUUCCGCUCCACACUCACAUCUUUCCACACCCCUCUGUCUCUUCCCCAUCCCUACCUCCCUACCCCUAUUCAGCCACCUCUCUCAAUCUCCCCUCAUCCCCUCCUCCAUCGCCCGUCAACCUCCACUUCCUCAUCCUCCUCUCCCCUCCCCCUCUUGUGUCUUUAUCCAGUUUCCCCUUACGAGCCAUUUGCUUUGCCCAUUCUUUGUGGCAAUGUGUUCCAAGUUCUCCCCUCAGUUAAUCCAAAUGAGACCCAUGCACACACACAGACUGGUAAAUAAUUUCCAAUAUAUGAGCAGUGGGGUUUAAUAUUUGUGAAUGAGCUCGCUGGCACUGAGGGCUCUGGGAAGUGUAUCAACAGAUUGGGAGUCCCCACAUCCCCUUUGCAGAGUUGGUGCAGGAAUCAGUAUCAGAAUCAGGUUGAUUAUCACUGACAUAUGAUGUGAAAUUUGUUGUUUACAGCAGCAGUACAGUGCAAGACACAAACAUUAUUAUAAAUUACAAGAUAAAUAGUGCAAUGAAAAAGGAAUAAUGAGGCAGUGUUUGUGGGUUUAUGGACCAUUCAGAAACCUGAUGGCAGAGGGGAAGAAGCUGUUCCUAAAUCAUUGAGUGUGGGUUUUCAGGCUCCUGUACCUCCUCCCCGAUGGUAGUAACGAGAAGAGGGCACAUCCCUCAGCAUCAUAUUGAAAGGAGAGCAGGCUCGAGAGGUCAGUUAUCCAAUCCCUGAUCCUCUCUUCUACACCUCUGGACUGGAGUUCUACUGAAGAAACAAGAAAGGGUCUUGUUUCUUCAAAUUAACCCACAGACAUGGAAUGCUAGAUCAUCACUGUUUAAAGAAUAAGAUUUUAGAUGUAGCUUUGUAAUAUUUUACUUCUCUUAUCUGAGCCCCUGAAGUAACUGCUUCAUAUAAAACCUGCUUUACAAGCAGUCUGUGUAGUUGCAGCUUAACCCUGCUGAGUAGGGUCAGAUUGCUGAACUGACUGAUAUCUGUUGACUGUGAUGUCAACAAAUAGUAGCUGAACCAACAAAAGAUCGUGGUAACAAAACAGAAAAUGUUGGACAUACUCAACAGGUCAGGCAGCAUCAGUGGAGAGAGAUAAUGCUUCUGUCUGUGCAGAUGCUGUCUGACAUGCUGUGUAUUUCCUGCUUUACUUCAGAUUUGCAGUACUUUGCUUUCUGAAGAGCUAUCAGUAACCUCUCACUAUACAGAAUUAACACAGCGAAUGCUGGAACACCCAGCAGGUCUGGAAGCGUCCGUAUUUCUGCUUAUCCCUUUUGGAAGUUCUGGUUAAAUCUGAUUCCACGCUUCUUGCUGUCAGCAAGUUUCCCAUUGGACAGCUUAAUGUUAAAUAAAAAAAUUCGGAUAUCUCAAUUUAUUCUUUUUUUUAAUUAUAGUAAGCUGGUCGCCACAGGUUAUAGCCAGUACCUUUCUCCUUAUUUACUCUAUCUAAAUAUCUCCGUUAAAUUUCCCCUUAGCCUGCUCAAUUCUGUGGUAACCACAUAACCACACUUCCUUCCAGUGCAUCUCCCUCAAAAGUCUAAUAUGUUAUUUGCCUAGAAUAUCAACACAGGGAUUAAAGUUCUGUGAGCUUGUGAAUCAUCACUUACCAAUCCUUAGAGUAUUAAGAAUCUGACACAUUGUGUUGCAUGAUUCUUUAAUUCCAGACCAGACAAAUGUUGAUAGCUGGUUAUCGUCACUGAGGAGAAUAAAUGAAUCAGUUGUGAUUACCUGAUAGGAUUUUAAUGGGCAUUUCAGGAACCAGCACAUCAGUUUUGCAACCUGCCCUGGUGAGAUCUGAACUCUCAACCUCUGGGUUGUUCCUGCAGUGCCAUAACCCCAGGCUGCAGUCCCCUAUAAUUUCAAUGACACUUCCCAGCAUGUGGUUAACCGUCCUGAAUUGAUCUUGGAUUGUGGUUUGUGUAAACAGGGAUUACAUUGUGUAAGGGUGUGCACUGAAAUCCCACUGGCAGAUCGGGGACAAGCAAACUUAGAUCAUCAGAAGGCUCAAGUUAUCAAUCUGACCACAAAACACAGAAUUCCUCUUUUCUGAUCAUUGAUGUCCCUAAGACCAUCAUGAUAAAUGCUUUCCUCAUUAAUAUAGAUGUGUACAUGCCUAUUUGGACAGAGCUAUAAGCUUACAUGUUGAAGUGCUGAUCAACCAAUGUCAAAUUGAAUUGCAGAGCAGGCUCAGGGGGCAUUCAGUUUCUCAGUGAGGCUUCUAACAGCUGUGCGAGUAAUUUCCUGAACAGAUGGGAUGCACGGGAAAUGGAGGAAGCAUGGAAAAUGACGGCGGGAUGCUGGAGCAUUGCAGCGGGAUGCAUGAGCAUUGUAUUGGAGUGCGGUAACUCACGGAGUGAUGGGGCACUGGCAGGAGUCAGAGCAUUGGGACACGUCGGCGGGAUGCAUCAAAAUUGGAACGGUGCAUGGAAAACAAAACGAUGUGUGGAAAUGUUGGCGGGAUGCAUGUAAAUUGGAACGGUGCAUGGAAAUGGCAGGAUGCAUGGGGGAUAGUGGCAGGCUGCAUGGCCAGCAAUGAGCUGCUUUAAUGCGCAUUUGCAAUAAUGAGCACAAGACCCAAGUUCACCAGGAUGGACGUGGCUAUAAUUCAGCCACCAUUGGGUCUUCAGAGGAGCCGUCAAUGACGGUUUUACUUGAGCAUUUCACCCAGCCUGGCUCAGAGUGACAGUCAGGUGCGUGAAUAGCAGCAUCAGACUGGUUGCAAUGGAACUAGCCACCAUCAUUCAUGUGACAAAGAGGAGGAGCUAAGGGCUAUGCACAAGCAGCUUGCCCUGCAGUAACUAAUUUAGCAUAUAUUAUAUUUGAUAGGAUUUUUAUGGGGUCCCUUGUACAUGGACCCUCUUACUGAUGACAACAUGGACUCUUGGGUUUGACCAGUCCAUUGACUACUCUUCGAUCUCUGCCCAGACUCUGCAGACACAGCCCAUCAAUGACUCAGUCAUGAUGAGAAGCUCUGUUUGCCUCUGUUGCUGGUGUUUUGCAUGUGGGGAGUCUCACUGAGAACUGAAGGUUGUGCCCUGUGACUGCCGAUCAGAGUGUCGCUUGCUUACACAUUCACUCCUAUCUUUAAGCUCAAAGUUAAGCACGACCAAACGAAACAGCAGCACAGUGAAAAUCCAAGCAAAUUUAAAAUAAAAACAGAAAAUACUGGAAGUACUCCGAUCGCAUCUGGAGAGAGUCAAAUGAAGGGUCUUUGACCUGAGAGGUUAACUGUUUGUCCUUCCAUGGAUGUGGACUGACCUACUGAAUAUUUCCAGAAUUUUCUGUUUUUAUUAUUACUGUAGUACAGUCUUAGGUUAUCGGGUCUGAAUCAAUGAUCUGGAGACAUCAGUUCAAAGCUUUAGAAUUUAAAGUCAAAUAAAUAAAUCAAUGUAGAAUGGGGAAAAAAAAGCAGCCAGCCUCUAACAGUAACCACAAAAAUACCAGACUUUCCCAUUAAAACGUCCAAUUCACUAACGUCCUUCCACCUGCCCUGUUCCCCAUCCUGAUCUAUAUGUGACUUCACGGCCACAGUGGAGAGGUGGCCUCUGGCCUGCCCCUUCCGGUAGCCCAGCAAGCAGAGGUGAAAGUAACUUAAACCUUGCAAGCAUUGUGCUGGCUGUUUUCUUAUUGGUAUGGUGUGCUAGCUUACUUUCCCCUCUACUGAUCAAUUUAAGGGUAACCGCAGUGUUACUGAUAGCACCCACCAACACUUGAACAGGUAAGUAGAAGAAGGGAAAACCUACUUGAUGCGCAAUCUCAUUAUGGACCUAAUGGGAGUUGGAUAGGGUAGACUUGGAGAAGACACUUGUGGGGUAGACCAGAACUAAGGAUCAUAAAUAUAAAAUAAUCACCAACAAAUCCCUCAGGGAAUUCAGCAGAGGGGUGCAAAUGUGGAUGUGGAGGGAGAGGUUGAGGUAAAAGCCACAUGUAGGAGGAAGCUGAGUAAUGGACAACAAAGAAUCUGGGGAUGGGGUGGGGGGAGGCUGGUGGGAGCAGAAACACUGGGUGGAUAAAGCGACCUGCCUCACUGCUUAAAUCUGGAGUCAAAAACCGUGCAAAGCAGAAACACCACCACUGACUCUUCUGUACAUUGUUAUUGCACAAGUAAUCAACAAAUGCAUCUUGCUGAGAUUGAAACAUGGAGGCAACUCUUCAGAUCCAGGAGCAACUGCCAAUAUCCAAACAACAUCCAGUGUAAUCACCCAUUCACAGCACAGCCACUUCUGAUGUGCAUUACUUGACUGCAGCACCUGCCCAUAGAUACAGUGGUGAAAAUCAAACGGUACUGAAGCCAUGUCUUUAACCUCCUCCUUCAUGAAAUGAACUGACACUGAGCUGCUGCUAUAAAGGGAACCCUACGGUGGCUCAAUGCUGAGUUUAUCCGAGUCAGGUUGAUGGAUUUUUUAGAUAUUGAGGGAUUCCAAAAUGGGAGUUAGUGCAGGAAAUGGUGCUGAGGUGAAAGAUCAUCAGUGAGUGUGCUGAUUGGUAGAGUAUGUAUGAGGGACUUCUACUUCUUAUGUUCUCUCAAUGGAGCUGGUCCGGUCAUUAGAUGGUAACCAAUUACCCUUAACCAAGGUUAAUGAAGGCGCUGUGAGACAAACCAGUUGUCUCUGCCCCAGUAUUUGGGAUGGACCCAAGGAAACUGGGUAAUGAACAGAAAGUGCGGGGGUCGGAGUUUUGUUGUGGGGAUCUUUACAACGACGUAGGGGUUCCAGCUCUUGUGAACACAUACAUUUAGCAUCAGUAAUUCAGACCUGAGUAAAAACUCUUCCCAUUUGAAAUAAAAUGUUCCCCUGAGUGAGUUUUGGGCCCACCUUUUGGCUGAAGAAACACAGGAGGCAAAUUUAACUGUCUCCAUUGGAAUAUCUCCCCCAACAGCAAAAAGAAUGUCCAAUCUUUUGUCAGAAGAUUUUUUUAAAGAACAGUUCUAGGACUUAAUAACUUUAAAUCAAAUCUCCCUUUUCUCUGUACCCUUUGCUUAUUAUUGACAAGUUCAAUUUUGCGCUUUAUUGUCAUGUCAGUGUUUGUCUGCUUGCAUCAGACUCCACAUUGCACAGUUCCCUCUGUGACCAACACCAAAUGUAUCAAGCACUGGGAGAUCUUCAUGGCAAAACACUCGGUGUAAUGCACGUCUCUGUGUGGGUAGGUGUGAUCAAUCCUGUGGGUGUGUGUCAGUGACCCAGAGAGCCGCAGUCACUCAACACUCCUGGAUCCAACUUGCAAUGAAAUGAUGGACGGUAAUAGUUCUGUUUAAUGUCAUGUUUAAACUGAUCAAGAAGCUUCUGUUUCCUGAUAAAUACUUUGGUGUGAAGGUUUUAUUUAGUUCAGAAGUUUGUUGCCUCAAGGCAUUUUACAGCGAUUUGUAAAACUGGAAAACAAUGUGUUUACCCAAUCUGAAUAUUUUACAAAAUAAAUUGAAUGAUUAAACUUU